Molecule: messenger RNA, 1240 nt
Organism: Pyricularia oryzae 70-15
Lineage: Eukaryota; Fungi; Ascomycota; Sordariomycetes; Magnaporthales; Pyriculariaceae
Exons: 2
Coding region: 259-876 (205 amino acids)
Molecular function (GO): protein binding
Source: RefSeq, a predicted model, not a curated record
GUUUGGAUGGGAAUUAAGACCCAGACCAGCCCACUCGUCAUCGACCAACAAACUGCUUUUCAACUCGAUUUUCUUGCUAGAUAGCAACGACAUCAGUGACAACUCAUUGUCGACAUUGGCAAAUCCUGACCCGAAUAUCGCCGCGUGAAAUGUGAUAGUAAUAAAACUCGACAUUACAAGCCGCAAACCAGCCGAUUCUAUGUUCCCCAGAUACACACCAGCCAGACGCUCGGGAUUUUUUAAAAUACAAUUCUCCAAAUGCCACCAGCAAAAGCACGAAAUGGCCACGGCCAUGAUGACAAGAAUGACAGCACAAGUCACGGCAAUGGCAAGGACAAAGACGCGACCAACGGGGCUCAGAGCAAUCACCAAGUUAACGGUUCCGGAGGCACCAAAAUGCGUCGGGUUGCCAGCGCCGCCGGCACCAAUCUGCGCGAGUCCGUCGCGGCCGACACGGCAGCAACUCUCGCAGCACAAUCGCUCACCAAGAGUGCAAACUCUGCGUCCAACCCCCAGGCGCAAGAUCCAAGCGCUGCAGGCAGCGUGCUUCAGUGGUCUUCGGUCGACAGACCGUUUCUCCAAAAAUACCGCCGGGCUCAUCGCCUGUCCACCCCUACCUCUUUCCUCACCGACUACCACCAAUGGGUCAUUGGAAGGCCAGGCAGCAUCGGACUGCAGUCGCCCACGAUGCGGCGGACCAAGACUUUCCGACGUCAAAGCCGAGACGAUCUGGCGGGCGUGUUGAAGAAGCAUUACAACAGCCAGGCAAUACAAGAGAACGACGUUCUCGUUGAUUUCGUCCACAAAGUCGCAACGACGGCGUCUCUACCGGUCAGCGGUAUACCGAAGCCAACGAGAACACGCAGGAAGAACUGAAAUGUACGACUAUGAACACAAUUGUAAUGACUAUAUACUUACGAAUGAUGAUCGACUACCUGGGCGGUCUGGACAUAGCUUAUCAUGGUGGGAAGAAUACCGAGACGGCAAGGACGGCGAUGUGUACAUUCAGACAUACGGUACUUGUUGUGACGAUAAGGGGCAUAAUGUUCAGAUGCCGAUACACUUGUUUCUUUUUCUUACUCUCCUUGUUGGUUUUCUUUAUUUCCCUCACACCACAUACCUAAACUCUUUUAAGGGAAAGCAAAUGACGUCUACAUAUAUUUUCGAACACGUAAAUAGCUACACCAAUCAUUGCCCGAGCUGCGGGCCACACAAGAUUUUCCCCACUGUUGAUCUCUUG